GAAGGAUGAGAAUUUGAAUUAGAGGUUAGUUCACCGUAGUUGAGAAAGAAACUUAUUCAUCAACAACACGCACUGUCAAUAGAGCUCAAGUGAUCGUGAUUACGAGAGGAUAGCAAUGGGCGUACCAAGCGGCAGAAAUGUUGAGGCGAUGGAUGUGGAUGUGAAUCCGCCAAACACGUCAUCGGACGCGCAGAGCGGCGACGGAGACGGUGCGGGCGAGCGCAAGGACACCGACGUGCAGACUCUGCACGAUAUCCGCGAGCACACUCGGCAAAUUGAGAAAGCCGUGCAGAACAAAGAGCCGCGCUUUGUAUUGCGCGCUUUGCGCGCUUUACCCAACACCCGUCGUCGUCUCAAUCCUAUUGUGCUACGCGGUCUCGUCACUGGUUUUUACACCAAAUCCGCCACCGAACGUGAUGCUUUGCUCGCCUGGAUAGAGGAACCAAUGGACGUCGAUGACAACCAGGCUGUCAUCCAGAAGUUCCGCAGCUCAUCGUCAUCUCUGCUGCCCGAGAUCGACGCUUACAUUCAUCUGUUGGUGCUGAUCCGGCUCAUCGACACUAGGAAGUACAACGAGGCGGUGCAGUGUUCUGAGCAACUAGUUCAGAAAAUCGUCGCGCAGAAUCGCAGAACCAUAGAUCUUAUUGCUGCCAAGUGCUACUUCUAUCACUCUCGCGCAUACGAGUUAACAAAUAAGCUGAACAGCAUCAGAGCUUUCUUGCAUUAUCGUUUACGCACUGCGACGCUGCGUAAUGACUUUGAGGGCCAGGCGGUGCUGAUCAAUUGUCUGCUGCGCAACUACCUGCACUACAAUCUCUACGAUCAAGCGGACAAGCUGGUACUCAAGUCGACCUUCCCCGAGUCGGCCAGCAACAACGAAUGGGCCCGUUUCCUAUACUAUCUUGGCAGAAUAAAAGCCGCGAGAUUGGAGUAUUCAGCCGCACACAAGUACUUAGUGCAGGCGAUGCGUAAAGCGCCACAGACCACGGCUGUUGGAUUUAGACAAACGGUUCAGAAGCUGGCAGUCACCGUGGAGUUGCUUCUGGGUGAUAUUCCAGAGCGGCAAAUAUUCCGGCAGGCGGCUCUACGCAGAGCCCUGGCACCGUACUUCCAACUCACCCAGGCAGUACGUCUGGGCAAUCUGCAACGCUUCGGCGAGGUUUUGGAGAACUUUGGGCCGCAAUUCCGCGUGGAUCACACGUUCACGCUUAUUCUACGAUUGCGACACAACGUCAUUAAGACUGCCAUCCGUUCGAUCGGACUGUCCUAUUCGCGCAUCUCACCAACCGACAUCGCUCGCAAGUUGGGACUGGAUUCCAGCGUGGACGCGGAAUUCAUCGUAGCGAAGGCGAUUCGCGACGGAGUGAUCGAGGCCACCCUAGAUCCGGAGAACGGCUACAUGCGCAGCAAGGAGACCUCGGACAUCUACUGCACCAAGGAACCACUGCUCGCCUUCCAUCAGAGAAUAACUUUCUGUUUGGAUUUGCACAAUCAAAGCGUCAAAGCGAUGCGCUAUCCACCCAAGUCCUACGGCAAGGAUUUGGAGUCUGCGGAGGAGCGUAGGGAAAGGGAACAGCAAGAUCUGGAGCUGGCUAAAGAGAUGGCUGAGGAGGACGACGACGGUUUUCCUUGAAUUCUCUUGAAUAUUCAGAGACUUCUUUCUCAAAGCAUGGAUUAGGAAUUAGGACAUUCUAUAAUCAUAAUAUUGAUGUGUGCUGUUUUAACGAAUUUGUAGAUAAUCCACAGAAUAAUGAGAACUGAUAGUGGUCGUUGUUUAUGAUUAUAGAAUGAUAAUGUGGAAUGGAAUUCUUACGUUCAUACACACAUAAAUACUAAUACUGAUAAUGCGAUGAAUAAGAUAUAAGUUAAGUAAUGAUAAGAAUAUACACGAAAUAAAAACAGUAUCACAGUCGAAUUAAUAAAAUAAUUUCUUGAUA
Linepithema humile (Argentine ant) is the source of this 1937-nucleotide messenger RNA. It is a transcript of the gene Rpn3, whose product is annotated as regulatory particle non-ATPase 3. Gene Ontology annotation, molecular function: enzyme regulator activity. Gene Ontology annotation, biological process: ubiquitin-dependent protein catabolic process; regulation of protein catabolic process. NCBI's taxonomy places the organism in Eukaryota, Metazoa, Arthropoda, Insecta, Hymenoptera, Formicidae. Gene Ontology annotation, cellular component: proteasome complex; proteasome regulatory particle, lid subcomplex. The record is from RefSeq and is a predicted model, not a curated record.